UCUGUUCGUUUAAUCUAAUAAUGCACGGUUUAUCUUCGAAAAUAGGAAUACAGAUAAAACUAGAAUGAAAGUUAAAUCUGGUUGACUUUAGUUGAUGCUCACGUAACAUGUACUUCCGGUGUCCCACUUCAACGUUAAAGUUUGUACAGUUUUUUAUUCUAAAUAAAACUGUACAAAACACAUUGUUGGUUUGUCCUAAAAACGCGUUUUAGAUGUAAAUUUUGGUAUCUCGUCGGAUAAAAUAAAAUAUACAUAUAAUCGGAAGUCUCCUGAUACCUUACGUGAUUCUCAUGAAAAUGGCAUACGUGCCGCCUACUCCCUUCUCGUGUAUCUGAAUUCCUGCAUAUAUGUUUCCUGACAAGUAUGAAAUCGGGACUUGUUGUGUUCGUGUUUGAUAAUUGUGGCAGUCCACACGUCAGUAACGUGAACUAAGUCCAUGAAUGCGCCUGCUAUGUACACAGCCGCAGGUACCGGAGGGGGAGGAAGUCAUUGUUUGUUUUGUGUCAUAAUUCCGAACAUCACCGGGCUCUUUUCCAUAUAAGAAUAAAAAGGGACAUAGUAUGAUUUACCUAAUAACAGUGGCAAAGCAGCAGAAACCAUUUCCACGUUAUCUUUUCCCUCACGCUGUCCCAUCGGACAGCCAGUAAUAAUGUGGGUGGGACUAAAGCGUGCAUCACCCACGGUUAACACUGAUGAACUCUUCUCUGAUACUCCGGUUGGGCUACAAUGAAACAUUUUUGUUACUUUGAAUGACUCUUUAAGCUCUUCGCCCUGAGUGUGGAGCCGCCGUGAGCCGAUCCGUGGCUCGAACUUAGCUGACAGGCAUUUGAUCAUUUGUGCAACAGAGCUAUGGCCAGUCCAGAGGACGUGAUCGAGCCGUUGGCAGAGAGCGCAGCUGCCCAAAGCCUUAAUAGACGACGCUUCUCACACGACUGCCACGAUUUGACUAAAGACGAGCUAGAUGGCCUCAUGUCGCGCAGUGAAGGACGUCCUUUCAUCGUGGUGCAUCGUCUUUCCGAAAUAGAAGAUAAGGGUAUACCUUAUUUCAUCCCUGAUGUUCCUGUUAAAUGCAGACUGGACAACACAGAGAAGCACACUACACGCUCAAGGGUACCUCCAUAAACUUACGAAAAUACCCUUUACAUUUUUUUCUUUUUGGGAUACUAAUGAAUCUUUAUAGAAAGCUCUUGAUGGGCCCAAAGUGAAAACACACACACUUAUGCUUAAUAAGUAACUCUUUACAACUGUGUAACAACAGACAAUCCCAUUUUCGAUUUUGACUCAGGACAUGCCAGGGUUAAAUUUGACUACUUUGCCAUGAUGACGUUAAGUCAUAGUGGAGCGAAAGGAGCGAUAAAAUUACAAAAGAAAACUUUAUUGCUACUGAGCAGGCUGUUUCAGGGUUUUACAGUGUGCUGUCACUUUGGCCAUAAAGGGAUCAACAUGGCCAGCAGCAAUGCUCAGUGGUGCUUAAAUGAUGCUCACUUGGUAGUACGGGGCUCAAAGUGUGACAAGAAAAUACCCCCCACACCAUUACACCACUACCACCAGCAGCCUGAACCAUGGAUGCAAGGCACCAGAGACAACAACCAUGCCACGUUCAAAGUCAUUUAAAUCAAAUUUCUUUCGCAUUCAAAAUGAUUAACAGCAGAAUUUCAUUUGUGGUGAAUUUUAUUAUGACUGUUGUUGAAUGAGUCCUAAAGAUAAUAUUUAAGUGAUCUGAAACCAACCAUAUGACCAUGAAACAGUCAGUCACAUUUAUUUCUACAUAGUCAUUUAUAUUAAAAAGCAGAAGUUCAUGGGUAUCUUAACAAGUACUGAUCUUCAUGUCACUUUAUUUGUAAGUUAACUCCUGAGUUUUAAUUGGAUGGCUCAGUCAGUUUGCAUAUACUUUCCAUAUUCUGGUAUCCACAUUCUCUGAUUUUCUUUCUCCCACAGUCCAGAACGGUGAAUGUAAGUAGAAUUAGAAACUUGUUUCUACGUGUUUUAAUCCAAUCCACAUGCUAAAUGUCUUGCCUGAUUUGCUUAUAUCCUCCGGAAACCCAAACUUUUUUUUUAAUGCAUUUUUAAUCUUAGCUAUUUGGGAUUAGCUGAUUAUAAAAACUGUCUGCAUGUGGAAACAGUGGGUUUAUUUUACAACACAGUAAAGUAUUUUCAGUGGGAGAAAGUGACUUCUUCACUGUCCAGAUGAACAGAAUCAACUUUUUGGGGUCAUUCUUUUUUAUUUUUACAAAGUGUAAAACACUUUAUUGAGUAGAAUGAAGUAGAAUGUGUGUAAAAGCCUAAAUGUAAUUUCUCCAUAUGAGGACAUAGGGUCUCAGGAGGAUAUGAAACAAAAAAAACCUUUACGCUACUUCCUGGUUCAUCUUUGAUCUGCAGCACUUACAAAAUGGCAAUUAAAAAAGGACUUUGGGUGUCUUAACUCUUAUCUUCCAAGUUAGUAUUGGGACCCUGUAUACACUGCAUCUAACACAUGGCCAGUUCCACUGGACUAUAAAGAGGAAGUACAAGAACUUUCAGGAGGUGCAUCGCGACCUUUACAAGCACAAGAUGAUGCUUCAUUUACUGCCUAUUGGAAGAUUUGCAAAGGAUAGGCAGCAGCUGAGAAAUAUGUCGGAGGAAAUGCCCAGCCUACAUGGGACUGAGCGGGCCAGAAGAACCUCCAGCAAAGUGAAAUACCUUGAGGAGUACCUGAAUUGUCUACUGGAGAACACAUUCUGUAAAAAUGAUAGCAGCAUGCUGGAGUUCCUCUCCAUCAGUCCCCUCUCCUUUGUCUCUGAUCUUGGACCCAAGGGCUUGGAGGGAUAUAUCUUGAAGAGGUCAGGGGGUCACCGAAUCCUAGGCCUGAACUGUAUAGGCCAUCAUCAGAUCUGCUUCCGCUGGUCACGCCGCUGGCUGGUGGUGAAAGACUCUUUCCUGUUGUACAUGAAACGAGAUAGUGGCAGCAUCGACUUUGUGCUGCUGUUUGAUCCAGAGUUCAAAACAAAAGUGGGUCGUGCUGACACAGGCACCAAAUAUGGAGUGUGCUUUGAGAACUUUACUCGGAAUUUGAUUAUCAAGUGCAACGGCUAUAGGCAAAGUCAAUGGUGGAAUUCUGAAAUCAAGCGUCUGGCAGAAACAUGUGACUUUCUCAAAACGCAACGCUUCGAAGGAUUCGCUCCACCGCGAGAGAACACGCUCACUAAAUGGUAUGUGAAUGGAAGUGGUUAUUUCGCUGACCUGGCUGAUGCUCUCGAACAAGCCAAGGAGGAGAUUUUCAUCACAGAUUGGUGGCUCAGUCCUGAAGUCUUCCUAAAGAGACCAGCAACUAACUACUACUGGCGGCUCGAUGAGAUCCUCAAACGCAAAGCAGAAAUGGGAGUCAAAGUGUGUGUACUGCUGUACAAAGAGGUGGAGAUGGCACUUGGCAUCAAUAGUGAGCACAGCAAGAGGACUCUAAUGAAUAUGCACCCAAACAUCAAGGUGAUGCGGCAUCCUGACCACGUGUCUUCUGUGGUGUUUCUGUGGGCUCACCAUGAGAAGAUGGUGGCCAUUGACCAAACAGUAGCCUUUGUAGGGGGGCUUGACCUGGCUUUUGGGAGAUGGGAUGACAGCCAGUAUCACCUAACUGACCUUGGUUUGACAGAGACGACCGACGGGGGCAAUGGUAUGGCUGGUGGCUCUAAAACAUCUGAGCCAGAUAAGCAAGGAGAGCAGGACCCACAUGAUUUGACUGGUAACACUAAACUGUGGCUUGGCAAAGAUUACAAUAACUUUAUCAAGAGAGACUGGGUCCAGCUGGAUAGACCAUUUGAAGAUAACAUUGAUCGUACUACAGUUCCUCGCAUGCCGUGGCGUGACCUGUCUGCAGCUUUUCAUGGCAAAGCUGCCAGGGAUGUAGCCCGCCACUUCAUCCAGCGCUGGAAUUUUACCAAGAUCUUCAAAAUCAAGUACAAAGACGACUUCUACCCUUACCUACUCCCCAAGUCUCAUUCCACUGCUGACUCUCUGCCAUUCACUGUGCCUGGGUCCAAGAAAGCCAAAGUGCAGGUGCUGCGCUCUGCUGAUCGUUGGUCAACUGGAACCUGUGAGAGCUCAAUCCAUAACGCCUACAUCGACACCAUCAACAAGAGUGAACACUACAUCUACAUCGAGAACCAGUUCUUCAUCAGCUGUUCCGACCAGAAGACUGUCCAUAAUGGCAUUGGUGAUGCAAUCGUGAAUCGAAUUCUGCGUGCCUACAGAGAAAAGAAGAAGUACAGGGUGUAUGUGGUGGUGCCUCUGCUUCCUGGAUUUGAAGGAGACAUCAGUACAGGAGGUGGAAAUGCCAUUCAAGCUAUUCUGCACUUCACUUACAGGACCAUGUGCCGAGGGGAGUUCUCCAUCCUGUCAAGACUAAGCGAAUUGAAGGAUCAGUGGACAGAGUACAUCACACUGUGCGGAUUGAGGACGCAUGCCCAGCUCUCCGAGUCACCUGUCACAGAGCUCAUCUAUGUUCACAGCAAGACCCUCAUUGCUGAUGACCGCUGCUAUAUCAUUGGAUCAGCCAACAUUAAUGACCGUAGCAUGCUGGGCUCCCGAGACAGUGAGUUGGCAGUAUUUGUGGAAGAUGAAGAGAGGGUCCCAUCCAUCAUGGGAGGGGAGGAAUACCAGGCAGGACCACUGACACUUGCUCUACGCAAAGAGUGCUUCAGGGUUCUUGUUGGAGCUGCUUCAGACCCCAGUAUAAAUAUUGACGAUCCAAUCAGUGAUGAGUUCUUCUUCUUGGUUUGGAAUGACACUGCUAAAACGAAUGUUAACAUUUAUGACAAGGUGUUCAAGUGCCUGCCCUGCAACAGUGUCCAUAGCAUGCAAGCCCUGAGGGACUAUUUAAAUGUGGCUCGCCUCUGUGACACAGACCCCGAGCAGGCCAAAGAGGAACUAAAGGCCAUCCGAGGAGUGCUGGUCCAUUUCCCCUUAAAGUUUCUGUGUAGGGAAAACUUGCUGCCUCCACGGAACACUAAAGAAGGCAUGGCUCCUGUAGGGCUGUGGACAUAAGCAGCAGCUCAGCCAUGUUCAGACCACUACAUGACAAUGCAACUGCUGCUGUACUGCAACCAUCUUUCCUGUUGUCAGCACAGUAAACAGAAGGAGUUACAGCACCAGCACUUGAAUGGUGAAAGGCGGAGAGAGGUGUUACCCUUAUCAAAUUUAUUAAUGAUCCACUUAUGAUUACUUUGUCUUUUUGAUUGACAAUGGGCUAAUGUGACUGAUGUUAGCUACUGACAUGCAAAUUUUACAAUGUCCUGUCUAUAUUAGGUUGUGCUGACCAAUUUGUUUGUGAUGUCUGCUUUAUAAUAGCUUCAGUGUGAUCUGAUCUGCAUGUCUGGCGGCGGUGCAGAGCACAGAUAAAUGAAUGUAUGAGUCAGGAGAGGAUUGCAAGGUUGUAUUAGAAAUCAAGCAUCUCACAUGAUCUGGGAACAUAGUGUACAUUUAUUGGUGCACGAUUUUUGGGUGGGUGGGUGACUCUCUCUCUCUGUCUCUUUUCUCUCACUCUCUCCCUCUGAGGCUUCACCUCUCACUGCAGUGCCAGAAAAUCUGUCAGAACAUUUGUGGUUGUUAUGGUGACGGAUAUAAAGAGAUGACUGGAUUGUAGCUGAAAUAAAGACUGGAUAGGGCAGAAUAGGGAGAGUGCUGAUAAGAGGUACAACUUACUAAAUCAGGAUGGUGCACUGGGAAAAAGGAAGCUAAUAUUCUGCUAGGGCUGCUGACCAUUUCUGGAUAUAUGAUCAGGUGGGGAAACUGUGAGAGCGGAAAGAAAAGCAGAACAAGAUAAUUAAAGGGUGUUAAGUUGAUUUCCUGCUAAUUGUUGCAUUUUUUUAAGUCUCCAUGACACCUUAGUGAAUUUUUCCCACCAUACUGUCGACAGUCCAGAACAGAACAUUCCACUGCCCACUUGAGACCACUGAAUAUCUCAGCUAUUUUUAUGUUGGGUCCAGCAUCUUUCAUGUGUACCGUAUGUUACAUUUGCUCACAGACAUAGCCGUUUGUUUAGGUCCACUAUUUUUAGCCAUAACGCUGACUUGAGUUGUGACGUGAUGUCGUUUUCACGUUCUCACUGAUUGCCAUUUUGGGGCAUCACGGGGCUGUUUUUUUGAAAUGUCAUUCCCUUGAGCUGUGACCAAGCCGCGACUGCUGUUGGGAAGUCUUUAAAUGUCUUCUACUGGAUACAUUUGUAGCAUUGCUGGUGAAAAUAGACAGGAAACCUUUACCUCUUUUGUGUCAUUGCAUUGACUGAGAUAUCAUGUAAUAAUACAGCGGGUAAGGUACAGUAUGUGCCUUAGAAAAACAGGAAUUGGAUUCUAAGGGUUGAUGGAAAAUCAAAGCGAGGGGGAAUGUACAUUUUUCUGCAACUGUAGAUUGUGCAUUUGGGCAAAACUGUAACUCAUUUUUCAAUAUCUGAAGCACUGGGCCAGGUUUUAUUACAUGCACUUUCAUCACAAGUUUUUUACAGCAACAAACAGCAGAAGGGGAUAAAGGCCAGUCUGUAAAACUUGUAAAUGGGACUCUGUUUUACAUUCCUAGCCUUGUGCUAGUGUUAUGACUACUGUGUGUGUGUGUGUGUGUGUUCUGGAAGGGGGUUGAGCCUUUGCACAUGUUUCUUUUAAAGAGACCAGAUAAAAGAUGACCCAGAACAAUGCAAUGACAGUAAAUCACAGUUAAGUGAAUAAUCCAGACUGUUGUAUGAGCUUCUGACACACACCUAUGAGUGAAAAACAUUACCUUGGCAGUUCCAUUGCAAAGCUGUCUGUGAAUGGGACAGGUGCCCCAUGCGACCAAGUCUACAUGAAGUGUCUCACAGGAUUGUUGUUCAGUUAAAGCAUCUGUGUUUAGAAAUAUGGAUGCUUACCUAUGUAAGAUAUUAAAAGACACUAUAAGCCCUUCCAUAUAUAUAUUUUCUACCCUCUUUCUUGCAGCCCAAAGUGGUUGUCUUAACUGGUGUUCCUUUUAAGUUCUGCAGAAAUGCCUGUAAUAUACCGGUUUCUCUCAUGAAUUUUAUUUUUAAUAGACCAAUAAUCAGCAUUCCCAAACCACUUUUAUGAAUUUAUUACUCAUUGAAAUGUGUUUGUAUUCAUUCCUGAGAGUCACUGUGUGAAACCUUGUCUCUGUAGAUCAAUGUCAUUACCUUAUAAUUACUAAUGUAUAGGGUUACUAACACUCAGGGGUAGAGAGCGAUGACCAAUAUUCUUACGUAGUCUUGUUAGUGCAAUUAUGAGCAACUUGUAUUUUAUUCUGUUUUUUUUAACAUGAACUUGUUUUUUAUAUCCGAAUAUCUACUCUGUUUGAAAAAUUUACUUUUUUCAGCCUUCUCUUGUAUUACUUUUGUAAACAUUAGUGCUUUCUUUUUAAAAAGAAAAGACUGCAUUCAAACUGGAUUUAAUAUAUUUAAAAAAUAAAACUUUCAAAUG
This is a messenger RNA of Haplochromis burtoni (Burton's mouthbrooder), 7427 nucleotides long. It is a transcript of the gene pld2, whose product is annotated as phospholipase D2. The transcript is spliced from 24 exons. The record is from RefSeq and is a predicted model, not a curated record. The coding region runs from base 2551 to 5016 and encodes 821 amino acids. NCBI's taxonomy places the organism in Eukaryota, Metazoa, Chordata, Actinopteri, Cichliformes, Cichlidae. Gene Ontology annotation, molecular function: phosphatidylinositol binding; D-type glycerophospholipase activity. Gene Ontology annotation, biological process: intracellular signal transduction; phosphatidic acid biosynthetic process; cell motility.